AUGUACCGUACAGCUGUUCUCCUCUUGGUCCUUCUCUCCACUUCAACUGUUCUCUCUUUCGUUGCUCCACCAUCUCAAGCAACAUUGGCAUGUAUCACUUGUAUUGCGACAGUUAAAGGAUUGGAACCACGUGUAUUGGCUGAAGGUGAUGAUGUGGCAAAGCAUGAAGUGGAAACUCUUUGUUUGAAAGAAGCCCCAACUCCAGCUGCUGAGAAAUCAUGUGAAGAAUAUGGAGAUGAUGAGAUUGAAGUUAUUAUCAGUCUAAUUAAGCAAGAUGUUCCACCAAAGACCAUUUGCCAACAAUUGAAAAAAUGCUAG
Molecule: messenger RNA, 318 nt
Organism: Caenorhabditis remanei
Lineage: Eukaryota; Metazoa; Nematoda; Chromadorea; Rhabditida; Rhabditidae
Exons: 1
Coding region: 1-318 (105 amino acids)
Source: RefSeq, a predicted model, not a curated record